Messenger RNA from Beauveria bassiana ARSEF 2860, 1605 nucleotides. Its product is annotated as anthranilate synthase component I. Bases 1 to 1605 code for a protein of 534 amino acids. Gene Ontology annotation, biological process: L-tryptophan biosynthetic process. The record is from RefSeq and is a predicted model, not a curated record. Gene Ontology annotation, molecular function: anthranilate synthase activity. Lineage: Eukaryota; Fungi; Ascomycota; Sordariomycetes; Hypocreales; Cordycipitaceae. The transcript is spliced from 2 exons.
AUGGCUGGCGCUAAAGCGACUGUGCCCACGCUGGAAGUCAUCCGCGACAUCCUCCGCACGCCGAUUGCCGACGGCGGUUUAAAACCUACCCUCGUCCCGGUCUAUCGCCAAAUCUCCUCCGACCUCAUCACACCCUCGGCCGCCUACCUCAAAGUAUCCGCCCACGCCGCUUCUUCCUCCUCGUCUUCCACCGCUACCACCACCACCACCACACCCUCCUCGCCGUAUUCCUUUCUGUUCGAAUCCGCCGCCACCGAGCAAGUCGGCCGGUACAGCUUCGUCGGCGCCAAUCCGCGCAAGAUUCUCACCACCGGCCCCGGGCAUGGCCCCGCGACGGACCCCCUGCCGCUGCUCGAGGCCGAGCUCGCGCGGCACGUCGUCGCGCACGUUCCCGGGCUGCAGCUCCCUCCGCUCACCGGCGGCGCCAUCGGCUACAUUGGCUACGACUGCGUGCGCUAUUUCGAGCCCAAGACGGCACGGUCGCUUGAAGACGUGCUGCGGAUCCCCGAGUCGCUGUUUAUGCUGUUUGACACUAUUGUCGCCUUUGACCGCUUCUACGGCGUCAUCAAGGUCAUCAGCUACGUGCGGGUACCCGCCGAUGACGACGCGGGCGCUCUCGAGGCCGCCUACAAGGAAGCCACCGCGUCGAUUGACGAGCUCGUUGACGUGCUCAAUGCCCCCGAGGUGCCCAUGCCGCCGCAAGGGCCUGUGCAGCUCGGCCGCGAGGCCACGUCCAACAUUGGCCAGGCCGGCUACGAAGCGCACGUCACCAAGCUCAAGGAGCACAUCUACAAGGGCGACAUCUUCCAGGCCGUUCCCUCGCAGCGAUUCGCGCGUCCGACUGACCUCCACCCCUUUAACAUUUACCGGCACCUGCGCACCGUCAACCCCUCCCCUUACCUCUUCUACAUUGACUGCCGCGACUUUCAAAUCAUUGGCGCCUCGCCCGAGCUGCUCGUCAAGAGCGAGGACGGCCGCAUCAUCACGCACCCCAUUGCCGGUACCGUCAAGCGCGGCCGCACCCCCGCCGAGGACGACGCCCUCGCCGCCACGCUCCGCAGCUCGCUAAAGGACCGCGCCGAGCACGUCAUGCUCGUCGACCUCGCCCGCAACGACGUCAACCGCGUCGGGGACCCCCACACCGUGCGGGUCGACCGCCUACUCGGCGUCGAGCGCUUCAGCCACGUCCAGCACCUCGUCUCGCAGGUCUCGGGCGUCCUGCGUCCCGACCAGACGCGCUUCGACGCCUUUCGCAGCAUCUUCCCCGCCGGCACCGUCUCCGGCGCGCCCAAGGUCCGCGCCAUGGAGCUCAUCGCCGAGCUUGAGCGCGAGAAGCGCGGCGUCUACGCGGGCGCCGUUGGCUACUUUGGGUACGGCGGCGUCGACGCCGACGGGGCGCCUGUCGAGGGCGCCAUGGACACGUGCAUUGCGCUGCGCACCAUGCUGUACAAGGAGGGCACGGCGUACCUGCAGGCGGGCGGCGGCAUCGUGCUCGACUCGGACGAGUAUGACGAGUGGAUGGAGACGAUUAAUAAGUUGGGCGCGAGCAUGCACUGCAUCAAGUCGGCCGAGGAAAUGUACCACGCGGAGCAAAACGGGGCAUAA